UUGCACACGACGCGCUGUUUUCUUGGAAGCUUCAGAACGCUCUCUUCCAGCUGGCGCUACGGUCGUUGCAAACACCCGGUCUACAACUUGAGGUCCAUUAAAAUCUCGCUGGAAACUUUGAAACCCCUAAAUCGCCAUGGCUGAUGUCAAGAAAAACGGUUCUGAGGAGGAGGAGUUUGUCGAGAAUGCGUCUGAGGACGACGAUGAUGAAGACGAAGUCGACUCGGAAGAUGAUGACUGGGAAGAGGACGAGUCUCCCAAGAAGGGGGGCCGUGGAAGAGGAAGAGGCCGCGGAAGGGGCCGUGGCGCCACUAAAAGGGCCGCGAAGGGUAAAGCGGGUGGAAAGCCCAAGAAGUCCAAAACUGAUGAUGAUGAGGACGAUGAAGACAAUGAAGAUAUCGAGGAUGAAGAAGAUGAGGAGGAAUCGGAAAGCUCUGGACAAGAGGAUGACGGCAAGGACCCUACCAAGAAGGAGUUCAAGUCUGGGAAAUUCGUCGUACUGAAGAAAGAUCUCACUGGAACUGAAAAGCCCCCAAUCUGGAAGAUCGAUGGCAAGGUGCUGCUCCAGAAAUUUAUGCCUUUCGACAGGGAUGGAAAGGUGUUAUACAAGAGCACCUCCACGUAUUCUGGAUGGAGCCACCACAAUCGUGACCAGUACAGAUCAGCGCCAGUCAAAUUGGAAGAGGAGGGGCCCAACGAAACCAUUGUCGAGUUCCUCAAAGAUACCAUCCCAGCUGAAGAGGAAGAAACCGUUGCACCUUCAGUGGAGGCUGGAGCUGCGUAAAUCAGUGGUAUUCACGUCACCUGUUCUCUGUAUUCGUCGAGCACAUCAUUCAUACAGUUAGCAACUUCAUUUAGGACACUAUUAUGUAUUGUUGGUCUGUUCCCCUACUGAACUUUAAAUCCAUCAUAUCGUGCAACUAAGCAGUGUUAAACUCCAUUUCAAUUAAUAGUCUACAUUCCAUCGAGAAUUUUAUUAUUUAAAACUGCAAUUGGGCGCAUCAGGUGGAACAAAAAUAAAAGCACAUUUUGCCAUAUUAAA
Messenger RNA from Cloeon dipterum, 1042 nucleotides. Its product is annotated as nucleolin-like. The coding region runs from base 137 to 784 and encodes 215 amino acids. The record is from RefSeq and is a predicted model, not a curated record. The transcript has 5 exons. NCBI's taxonomy places the organism in Eukaryota, Metazoa, Arthropoda, Insecta, Ephemeroptera, Baetidae.